AUGGCAAAAGUUUUGCAGCAAUGUCAAUUGAUUGUUUGGGAUGAAUGCACGAUGGAACAUAAAAAAUCGUUGGAGGCUUUAGACAGAACUUUAAAAGAUAUACGGAGCAAUCAUAACCUAUUUGGUGGUUCAAUGAUUUUAUUAGCAGGAGAUUUUCGUCAAACAUUGACAGUGAUUCCACGAUCAACGCCAGUUGAUGAACUCAAUGCAUGUCUAAAAUCCUCUAAUUUGUGGAAACAUGUCGAAAUACUUCAUUUAAGCAAGAAUAUGCGUGUCGAGUUGCAAAACGAUCAAUCUGAAAACAUAUUCUCUAAACAACUCAUUGACAUUGGUAAUGGCAAAUUUUCUGUAGACAUGUUGACUGGCUGCAUUAACUUUCCAAGAAGUUUUUGUCAGUUAACUCGAUCAAAAGAUGAACUUAUUCAAAAGGUGUUUCUAGAUAUUACUCGAAAUUACAGAGACCAUGAUUGGUUGUGCGAACGAGUUAUAUUGGGUGUUAAAAACAUAGAUGUAAAUGAAUUAAAUUUCAAAAUUCAAGAACAAAUUACAGGUGAAUCGAGGAUAUAUAAAUCAGUUGAUUCGGCAACUAACCAAGAUGAUGUAGUCAACUAUCCACUGGAAUUUUUAAAUUCGCUGGAUUUACCAGGAUUGCCACCUCACAAUCUUCAAAUAAAGGUUGGAUCGGUAGUUAUAAUCUUGCGAAAUAUCAACCAACCGCGUCUGUGCAACGGCACACGGUUAGCGAUAAAAAAAUUACUGAACAACGUGAUAGAAGCAACUAUACUGAAAGGAAAGUAUAAAGGAGAGGAUGUUCUUAUACCAUGCAUCCCAAUGAUUCCGACUGAUGUGCCAUUUGAGUUUAAACGACUACAGUUUCCAUUGCUGCUAGCUUUUGCUAUGACCAUAAACAAGUCCCAGGGGCAAUCAUUAAGUGUUUGUGGUAUUAAUUUGGAAAACCCAUGUUUCUCACAUAGUCAAUUAUAUGUUGCCUGUUCCCGUGUUGGGAAACCAUCAGAUUUGUUUGUCUAUGCGCCAGGUGAUCAAACAAAAAACAUCGUAUACCACAAAGCUCUACAAUGA
Molecule: messenger RNA, 1080 nt
Organism: Aphis gossypii (cotton aphid)
Lineage: Eukaryota; Metazoa; Arthropoda; Insecta; Hemiptera; Aphididae
Product: ATP-dependent DNA helicase pif1-like
Exons: 1
Coding region: 1-1080 (359 amino acids)
Biological process (GO): telomere maintenance; DNA repair
Molecular function (GO): DNA helicase activity
Source: RefSeq, a predicted model, not a curated record